AUGACGAUGCCGCUCAGCCCCCUCUCCAGUGAUGAGGAGCAGCAAAGGAUGCUGGGAAAUAGUCAGCACUUCUAUCCAGGGACAGAAGAGGAGGGAGCAGAAGAGGAAGAUGAGGAAGAAAGACAGGAGGAGAAUCAAGUGGAGGGAGAAGAUGAGAAUGGAGAGUUAGAGGAAGGGGAAGAUGAUGAAGAUGAUGAUAUAGUUGGACGUGGUCAUUUGAGAGGAGGCAGGGACGAGGGGCCCAGGCAAUCAGGCAACAUGCUUGGACGACAGGCAGGAGAUAGACAGUUACGGUCUGCCAACUUGGGACAUGGUGGAAACCCUCAUUCUUCAAACAUAGGACCCAUCCAUCAUCAACUGGCAAAUCAAAAGCAGCAACACCACUCCUCAGCCAAUCCACAGAAGCAGCGACGACUGUUAGAGCGCAGCCAGAGUACAGCACCCGCUACAGAUGAAACACAUAUCUCACUGAUGGUAUUCCGCAUUGGCAUCCCUGACAUCAAACAGACGAAAUGUCUACGAUUCAGCCCGGAUGAGACAGUGUGGAGUGCUAAGCAGCAGGUGCUGUGCUCUCUGACAGAUUCCCUUCGGGAUGUGCUCAACUAUGGCCUUUUCCAGCCUGCCACUGAUGGUCAUGAUGCAAAGUUCUUAGAAGAGGAGCGAUUUCUUCGGGACUACCCACAAUCCUUUGAGAAAGGGGUGCCUUAUCUGGAGUUUCGCUACAAGACCAGAGUCUACAAACAAACAAAUCUGGAUGAAAAACAAUUAGCCAAACUGCACUCCAAGGCAAGUUUGAAGAAAUUUAUGGAUUACGUACAAAAUGGAUCAGUGGACAAGGUAGCCAAGUUCUUGGAAAGGGGGCUUGACCCAAACUACCAUGAUUCUGACAAUGGGGAGACACCCCUUUGCUUGGCAGUACUGUCUGAACAAGGUGGAGGGGAAACAAUCAGGACCCUGGUUUUGGGGGGGGCGCACAUUGACUUCCGAGCUAAGGAUGGACUCACCCCUGUGCACAAGGCUGUCAGAGCACAAAAUCAUGCUGGGCUGCUGGUCCUCCUAUCUAUGGGGGCAUCUCCUGACUACAAAGACCGCUGGGGCCUGACACCACUCUACCACACUGUGCUCAUAGGGGGGGACACCUCCUGUUGUGAAACCCUACUGUACCACAGGGCCAAGCUGGGGGUUAGGGAUGAGAACUGCUGGGAUGAAACGCACCAGGCCUGCCAGAAUGGUCAUGCGCAGCACUUGGAACACCUUCUAUUUUAUGGGGCAGACUACAGUUCCCAGAAUGCCUCAGGAAACACUUGCCUACACAUUUGUGCUCUAUACAACAAGGAAAGCUGUGUCCGCAUCCUGCUCUAUAGAGGUGCCAAUAAGGAGGCAAAGAACAAGAAUGGUCAAACCCCCUUCCAGGUAGCAGUAAUGUCAGGCAAUUUUGACCUGGGAGAGAUUAUUAAAAAUCACCGUGACACAGAUGUAGUGCCCUUCAUCGAAUCACCGAAAUAUGCUCCUCAGAGACGUGAGAGUGCGCGUACCCUUGCCCUUCCCCAUGCACACCCACACCCUCUGCUCCGUGCCAACAGUGAUACCACUAUGAACAUGCCAGACUGGAUGGCUGUGCCCAACACUUCUGGACCCAACAUUGUUUCUGUACAGGGGCACAAGCCCUCAGGCUCCAUCCGCAGCUCCAGCAGUCCCCGUGGUCCCCGCACUCGCUCCCCAUCCCGAGGCAGAGGGGCAGAGAGGGAAGACAAAAGCCGCCAGGCCCGUGGGAGACAGGGGCUAGCAUCAACUGGCAAUGCAGGGCCAUCAGGGGGCCAGAGGAGGCGUCUCUAUAGUGCUGUACCGGGACGAGUCUUUGUGGCAACAUGCUCUCACUCUGCUCAGGGAGAGAGGGGGAUCGGUCUGAACAAGGGGGACAGAGUGAAAGUACUAAGUGUAGGAGAGGGAGGAUUCUGGGAAGGCACAGUGAGGGGUCGGACUGGCUGGUUCCCCUCGGACUGCGUAGAGGAGGUGGCAGCGCGUAACCAGGACACCCGCUCAGAAAGUCGCAGUGAAAAGGCCAGGAGGUUGUUCCGUCACUAUACUGUUGGAUCAUAUGACAGCUUUGAUGCCCCAAGUGACUACAUUAUUAAGGAGAAGACGGUGCUCCUGCAGAAGAAAGACAGUGAGGGUUUUGGCUUUGUGCUGAGGGGAGCUAAAGCUCAGACUCCUAUAGAGGAGUUUACUCCCACACCAGCUUUCCCUGCUCUGCAGUAUCUAGAAUCAGUGGACGAAGGGGGUGUGGCCUGGAGAGCUGGCCUGCGAAUGGGAGACUUCCUUAUUGAGGUGAAUGGCCAGAAUGUGGUGAAGGUGGGGCACAGACAGGUGGUCAACAUGAUCAGGCAAGGUGGGAACAGCCUCAUGGUGAAGGUUGUCAUGGUAACCCGUAACCCAGAGAUGGAGGAGGCAUCCAGGAAGAAAAUGCCCCAGCAGAGUAAGAGAUUGACUCCCCCUGCCAUCUCGAUGCGCUCCAAAUCUAUGACCUCAGAGUUGGAGGAAAUGGUGGAGAAAGCUGCAUCCCCAUGGAAGAAGAAAGCAGAGUUCGAGUCUUCACAAGUUUCAGAGAAGAAGAGGACCGUCUAUCAGAUGGCACUGAAUAAACUUGAUGAGAUAUUGGCAGCUGCUCAGCAGACAAUCAGCACCACUGAAGGGCAAGGCUCACGUCUGCAUGGAGGAAAGAGGGAUCGAACCAGGGGUUUGUUCACCAGCGAGACCACUUAUGACCAAUCAGGAAUGGGCAUGAUGUCAUCUGGGACAGGGUUUGGUUAUGAUCGACCUCAGUUUGUAUCAGGCCAUAUCCCCCAGCACGGUAUGAUACUACGACAGAAAUCAAUCGGUGUGACAGAGGAAGAGAAGCAGUACCUCCAUCCACCGGCUAUGAAGUUUUCACGAAGCCUGUCAGUCCCUGGCCCAGAUGACAUCCCUCCUCCCCCAACAACAGCUCCACCGGAACCUCCCUUAUCUGCUGGCCCACACUCAGGCUGGAGAGGGAAGCAGUCUCAACAGCCCCCAGGGUCUGCACCUCAUAUCUCCCCUCAGUCUGCCCACUACCAGCUGUACCAGCAGGCAGGACACUUCUCCCACACAGGCAGAGACAGAGGGGGGGCAGGUGGGGGUACAGACCACCCGCACCCUUUUCAUUCUCAACAAAGCCGGGCGGCAUCCCGGAAAGGAGCUGGCUACAUGGGGGACACCUCAGGAGCUGCAGGUGGAGGGGGGAGGGCGGCUGGCUUGAGGAGGGGUUACAGUAAUGCUGUUACCCCCUCUGCUGCAGCUGCUAUGUCCCAGGAGCAAAUGUCUGCCUCUCAACAACAGCUGUCUCGAUUGGACAGAAGUAACACUGGGGCUGUGGGGGGUGGGGGAGUGCUCAAAGGGGGAGGCAGAAGAGGAAAAGGCCCCUUGGUAAAGCAGUCCAAAGUUGAGGAUGGAACUCGGCAGAGUCAUGCUCUGGCCAAGGCCUUGCCGGAGAAGAGCUCCAUCCCCAUCCCCACCAUCAUAGUGAAGGCCCCCUCCACCAGCAGCAGUGGCCGCAGCAGCCAGGGCAGCAGUGUGGAGGCAGAGCCAACUGCAGACACUGACUCCAAACCCCCUCCUGGUGCCCCUGCAGGUCCUACAACCUCUACACCCUCCUCCAUAGCUUCACCUCAGCCUCUUUCUUCUCCUCUUCCCCCUUCCUCUGUCCCCCCUUCUCUUCCUUCUCUGUGCAGCCAGGAAAACCUGGACUUUACCAGUCAGUUUGGGGCAGCUAUUGUGGGGGCAGCUCGCAGAGACAGGGAGCGAUUCCGCGAAGCAAGAAGGAAGAGUGCAUCCUUUUUUCUUUCAGCAGAAGAAGACCUUGAGGGAGGGGUAGGAGUGAGGGCCCAAGGCUCACAACAACAUUGUACGGAAAUCGAAGGCCCCUCCCCUCGUCUCCGACCGUCGAAAUCUAUAGAUGAGGGUAUGUUUUCUGGAGAUACUUUUAUUCACCAUACACGCAGCAUGCCUCCUGCAUUUGGUCUACCUGAAUACUCCUCCCCAGCCCCUGGAGGUGACUAUCAGCCCAAAUCAGUGCCAGGUGACUUCUAUGGAUCUGGGAAACAGCCGGCCACAACCUUCAUCCACCCACUCACAGGAAAAGUACUUGACCCUUCGUCCCCACUGGGUCUGGCUCUAGCAGCAAGAGAAAGAGCUCUGAAAGAUGAUGGGAGAAUUCGACGGGAAAGCCACUUUGGACGCCAGCUCUCCAGUGUGGCAGCCUUCCCGUCCACUGCCUCUGUGGCCCCAGCUCCCCUCCGGACUCACAUAUCCCCCACUUCUGCCACCUCACCCUCCCAGUCCUCCAGCUCCUCUUACCUUGUUACUUCCUCCUCUCUGGCAGCUACCACCUCAACUGUGGGCCGUCCACCUUCCCCAAGGAUAUUGCGUGGCGGAUGGGGAGAGGAUGGAACAGAAAAGGAAAAAGAAAGCGGACCCAGAGAGGGGUUGAGAGUACGAUUUUCAGAAGACAAAACUGUCCACACGCAUCACUUUCAGCCUGAGCAGGGCCCAUCAAGCUACAGAGAAAGGGAGAGGGAGGGGUAUGGCAGAAAGCAGGAUCAGCAGCCUACCACACAGCCACUCUAUCCAUCUGCUCAACAGGCACCACCUCGACGGCCCUCGUUCUUACGGAUGGAAAGUGAUGCUAGUGCCUACGUCUUGUCCCUGACACCUCCCUCCCCUCCCCCUGUGGCGCCAGACCGUACACAAGGGAGUGGAACAGGAGAGAGCGGGACCUCAGGGCUCAUGGUACUGCCCCCCCCUGCACCCUCUGUGGAUGCGGAUGAUGAGUUUGUCUUUGCUGACCCGCUGCCCCCACCCCUUCAGUUUGCAAACAGCUUUGAUCGUGGACUGGGAGGAAUGCCGGGGUACAACCAACAGGGGGGGAAAAUGUACUCCUCCCAGAAAGCCACACCACCCCCACCCCCCCCUCCCCCACCCCCCCCCCAAAAAGAACCUUUCAUAGGAAAUCUCUCCCAACACACCCCCCUACCUUCUCCACAGGCUGGAGACUCCACUGCUUCAAGUCUCACCUCCUAUGACAGUGAAGUGGCUAACCUCACCCAAUCAGCACUCUCCCCUUCUACAUCAUCCUCCACCCACCCACAACCACCACCCUCACCCUCUACCCUUCAGCCCACUACCUCGGAGUCAUCUGCACCUCCUUCCAUCUCUCCACCUCCCCCAUCCUCUGGAAACCUGCACAGACCUUUCCCACUGUCCCACUCUCACCAUUUAAUCAAUAGCACACAUGCCCCAGGACGCUCCUCCCCCACCCCUCCCCCUCUCACCACUGUACAUCCCACAAUAUGCCCAACAUACCGUAGCCCUUCCCCGAACUCCGCCUCAGACACAGGCUCUGUAUCUGUGACUGUUUCCCAUGCAACCACCACCGCCACUACUGCUCUAACCACUACUACUGCCACCACCUCACUCUCAGAGCUUGCUGUUAUCACCAUCACCAGUGGUGGGGGCAGGAGAGCAGACCAUCCCCCGACCCCCACCAAAAGUGGAGAGUCCCAAGAGACGGUGGUAGACUCUGGGAUUGAGGAGUUGGACAGUCGCAGCAGCAGUGACCAUCAUUUGGACAACAUCUUAGGAAUUGGGGGAACUAGAGGAGAUAGAAUAGUGAGUGGAGAGGGGGAGAGAGCAAGUGACCUCCUGGACACCUACAUGACUUGCUUGGAUGGGCAAACAUUUGAAAUGCACAAUGCCAAAUCAGCGAGCUCCACCUACCCAAAACUGCAGCGCUACAGGGACAGCGGGAGUGCAGUGUCCGAACUGCGCAGGCACACCAGCACCGCACCCGCCUCCUUUCGCUCCCAGAAACGGAGAGAUGAGGAGGCAAUGGAAGCUGAGGCUGAGAGGGCAGGGAGAGAUGAGGGGGAUGAAACAGGGGUUGGACCGGAUAGUUACAGUGAAACACAGAAUUUGGAUCGACCUUCAUCCAUCUACUUUGAGCGGCCCCACACCCCGGAGCUCAAGCCCCAGUGGGUUGAGGAGGGCAUGGGAGUGGUGGGUGAAGGGGUGGAGGAAGGAGUGAGCCAGGGAAGGGGGAUGUUUUUGGAAGGACGGAAGCUGCAAUCCCCUCUCUCCAGCAUGAAGGCUAGUAUCAUCAGUGAGCUCAGCACUAAACUGCAACAGAUGGGAAACAAAAGCAUGGAGGGUUGGGGAGGUCAGAGGUCAAUAAGCAGACACAGGCACAGGUUUUCAGAAGACUCCUCUACUUCUGCUCUAAGCCCUCCUACAGCCCGCUCCCCUUCCCCAUUACCUACAUCUCCCUGUCAGCCUCACCAGCCAGCCCUGUCCCCCACCCCUUCCCUUUCCUCUCAGUCUCCACUGUAUCCCAGUUGGACUCGAUCUCCAUCCCCUCAGCCUUCCAUAGCUCCGUCCCAACCACAGCAAGCCCACCCUCCACUCUCACCAUCCUACUCCCCCUACCCUACCUCACCUAAACACCGGGCUUCUUACCGCAGCAAAGCCUUGGAGUUCCAGUUUAUCCCAAGCCGGGAGUCCCGCAGGUCUGAUUCCCACCACUUACAACGGCGCCGUGCUCCCAGCCCCCUGAUAUCCCCUUCUGAAAGGCCCAAGCUUGCUCCACCCCGUCCCUCUUCCCUCCCCAUCCUCCCCUCUGCCCCUCUCUACAGUAGCCCCUACGAGCUUCGAGGUUCCAUCACCCCACCUUCCCCGGGCAACCCCCUUGGAGACCCCUAUUUCACCCAUUCCCCUCCUCUCUUUGCCCCCUCAGGAGCCCCUCCACCAAACUCCUUGGUGGGUUCUCGCUCCCUCUCCCCCACCCACUUCCUCUCAGGCACUUCCUCCCCCCCAUUGCACCCCUUACCCCCUCCUGCCUGCCUCAGUUACCCCCAUCUGUCAUCCCCUCCCUCUUCCAAACCCUUUGCUUCAAAGCCCCUCCCAUACUGGACCAAGUACGAUGUGGCAGAUUGGCUGGGCUACCUGAAUUUGGGAGAGCACAGGGAGAGAUUCCUGGACAAUGAGAUUGAUGGCACACACCUCCCUUCCCUCACCAAGGAGGACUAUCUGGACUUGGGGGUGACCCGUGUGGGCCACCGCAUGAACAUCGAGCGGGCACUGAAGAGACUUUUGGACAGGCUUUCUUCUCCCUUUCCUGUCUCUGCUCUUUCUCCUCGAGAGGGACAGACUGAGAGAAGGAGGGAUGAGGGGACACGAAGCUGAGAGGAGAGACAGAGAGGGAGAGAGUGAGAGGAUGAGGUGGGGAGAGAGAGAGAGAACACAGCUGCCUCUAGUCAUGCUGGAUUCUGAAUCUGAUGGAAACAAGACUUCAGUGCCGAAGAGAAUAUUUAUAAAGAGAAGAAAGGAAGAAGGGAUGGAGAAAUGGAAGAGAAGCAGACAUGCCAGGGCAGGUGCACUGCCGACUGAAACAGACACACACAUUCACAGACACAUUUUGAUACAGAAACAAGUACACAAACAAAAGCACACACCCACAAACACAUAUUUACAUCACUACCAGACACAUUACAGAAACAUGUUUGUCAGUGACAAAACAAAAACCAAACAACCAAACCAAAUAGUGAAAACUGGUUGAAACCUGGGAGACUUUUCUUCGCCAUUUUUUAAAAGAUAAUGAGAAACUGAGUGAGCAAGAGCAAGCCGGGGAGAAUUAUGCUAAGAAAGUUAUUUCUGAGCCUUUUUAAAGUAUACUAAGAGUUUCUGUAUGGUGAAACAUGCAUUAAAGCAGUGCAUGAAGAAAGGCUUCCCCUCAGCGACAUCAAUGUGUCUUUUCUGUGGGUACAGCCCUGCAGGAGACGUUUAUGUAUUUACCUCACUAUUAGACUUGAUGGGCGCUGUUCUGUAAGUGCACUGAAUGCACAGUGUGUACUAUGCUAUACAAUAGCAUCUAUACAGACUGGCCUUUGCAACAAAGCCUGUAGCAAAAAAGUGCCCACACCAACAAUGAUGGUAUCAGACGUGCACACACACACACACACACACACACACACACACACACACAUACACACACACACACACACACAAACACACACAUAUGCAUACAUGCACAUGCCUCUUUGAGUUGUAUCAACAAGGCUAAACACCUUAAAACAUAAAAUAUAUUUAAGAACUUUAUUGAAUUAAGACAUUAUAAUUAAAUAUUUUGAGCAAAGUUAUACAGGAUACAAAUAACUGCAUUUUAAAGAAAGACUUCCAAAGCAUUGAACUGAUUCCAACAUUGACAACAGCCAACAAUGAGAAUCAUACAUUUCUGAACUGGUUGGUGGAGAGCGAAAAACAUGAAGAGGAGAUGGGGGAAGAAGAGAGAAAAAACUUGGAUCAGUUGCUCUCUCCCACCCAAUUCCACCCAUCUCAAACAGUAUUUUUUAGAAGGAUUCAAAGAAGAAUUAAUAAAUGAGUACACAAAUGGACGGAUGAGUGAACUUACAUCUGUUUUGAAGAUAUGAUUGUUUAAAACCUUUUUUUUAUUUAAAUGGGUGAAGAAUUCUGCUAUUAUAGAAGAUUAUUAUCAUUAAUGUUAUUAUCAUCAUCAUCAUUACUGUUAUAUUUUUAUUGUGAGCAACAAUUCCCCUGCUGUGCCUAUGAGGGUGCUCUUAUAGAUCGUUAUAUCCCUAGUAUGAUUAUUAUUGAUGUGAGUUGUGGUUCCUCAUUUUAUGGACACUCACAGUGAUGUAGUAGAAUCAUUUUAAGUAAUGUGCAAAAAGGAAAAGAACAGCACACACGGCACAAAUUAUUUACAUUUUAAAUGCUUUUCAGGUUUGAAAUAUAUAUAAUUAUGAAGCUAAUCUUCAGUGAAAAACAAUUGAGCCAAUGCUUUUCAGUCAAAUAGUGGCAAAUCUCUAACAAAAUAAGCAUUUAGGGCAACCACAGAUAAACCAAAACAUGCAUGUAAAGAGGUAGGCAACAGGGUAAAGGAGUGGAGAUUUGUAUUGUGACCUGGUUUACAUUAUAGAUGCUAACAGUGAUCUGUUGGUUUGAAUAGUGCCAACACAAUAUGGUUAAAGAUUUAUAUCUGUAGGUACAAUCACAAAGGGUCACUUUCUCCCUCUGUCUCUUUUUCUCUAAUUCUCAUAAACUUUUGCAGUGAUCAACUCAAAAAGGGCUCUUCUAUUUUCCUGCAUACCUGUCUUUAUAUAUGUAUAUUAUCGACUGAGCUUGUACCCUGUCUCCUGUUGAUCCUGCAAACAUAGUGGUGCGUCCCUCACACACUCACACACAAGGGUAUUGUACUUCUUCAGUGGGCUGAACAAGUUCUGCUCUCUAGCUAUUUGUAUGUCUGUCUUUUCCUAUUCAAAAAGGAGUGGGGCCCUUGAAGGAUUUUAGAUACACAUGCACACACACAUACAAACAGAUGAAGACACACUUGUCACCUUUAUUAUCCCUCUUGUAGAAUUAUUUUGGGAGAAUUAUAUUACUGAGAAAUGCUGUUAUAUUGAUGAGUAUAAUUGUGACGAUGAUGGUAACAAUAUUAGUGAUGAUCAUAAUAACUGUUCAAGAUGUACAAUUUUCAAAGUUUUACAGAAUCUUUGUCUUCCAAAUAAGGUUUAACAUGAAGAAAAGGUACAUUUUGUUCAUUUAUUUAUUGAAGUGCUUUCUAGACAACUUGUUCCAUUCCCUCUGUUGUUUCUCGCAGUGUAUUACAAUGUAUGACUCCACAGUGAGCAAAGAGUUUUGGCUCCCAAGCCCCGCCACUGUACAGGAAAAAUACCUUGAUAAUGAGCUAUAUUUUGUUACAUAUAUAUUUUGUUUCAGCCACUGAGAUAUAUAAAGGUUAUAUUGCAGAUUCAUUAUAUUAUCCAAAGAAAUCUGUUGGGCCACCAACAUUAUACAGUUGUGGCAAUCUAUAUCUGAGCUCAAGGCAUUGCCCCAAAAUCAUUACCAUCCAUUUACUCAGACAUACUGUACAGGGCCUUUUGCAUAAAUAUUCCCACAUAAAUGUGUGCCUAUGUGAAUUGGAGGGUUGUUGUUACUGUACUAUUAUAAAGGAGUAAGACCAUGAUUAAGGGAUUGAUCAGGGGGUAUAGAAAGCAUUGUUUCCUUUAAAAUAUUUUAAAAUUGUAAAAAGAAAUGAUAUGAACAGAUGAAAGGUUAUUUACAACAUAUGAUGCACACACACAUAUAUACAUACACAUACAGUAUAUGAAUUUAAAAAUGUUUUAAGAGAUGACAAUAUUAUUAGAAUUAUAAUAAAGAUGCUGAAAUAAAAGAAGUUCUGAAUAA
Conger conger (European conger) is the source of this 10272-nucleotide messenger RNA. Its product is annotated as SH3 and multiple ankyrin repeat domains protein 1-like. Lineage: Eukaryota; Metazoa; Chordata; Actinopteri; Anguilliformes; Congridae. The coding region runs from base 1 to 7254 and encodes 2417 amino acids. The record is from RefSeq and is a predicted model, not a curated record. Gene Ontology annotation, cellular component: postsynaptic membrane; dendritic spine; postsynaptic density. The transcript has 27 exons. Gene Ontology annotation, molecular function: synaptic receptor adaptor activity; ionotropic glutamate receptor binding.